Molecule: messenger RNA, 2791 nt
Organism: Condylura cristata (star-nosed mole)
Lineage: Eukaryota; Metazoa; Chordata; Mammalia; Eulipotyphla; Talpidae
Gene: EPOP
Product: chromosome unknown open reading frame, human C17orf96
Exons: 1
Coding region: 433-1572 (379 amino acids)
Biological process (GO): neuron fate commitment
Source: RefSeq, a predicted model, not a curated record
AGCGGGGAAGAAAGAAGCCGAGCGGGCGGAAGGCGCCCUCCCCGCCGCCUGGGCCCGGGCACCGGGUGCCGGGGCCGGGGUCCUUCCCGCCUCCCGCGGCCGUCGGCCGCUUUGUUUCCCCAGCCUCUGCGCCCGGGGCUACUCGAGCGGGGCUCUCGCUGGGGCAGCGCAGGGAACGCGGCGGCAGGAAGGGCGGCCGACCGCGCCGGGACUCGCGGGGACCCAGGAGUCCGGUGCCGGAGGGCCGCGUGACGAGAUCGAGAAGGGAGUCAGAGCUCCGCGGUCCAGGCUGCGGGCCGGGGGCGCCCGUGAGCAGAGACCUCCCCGUCGAGGGGGGGCGAUGUUCCCCUCGCCGGUGGGCUCUUCGGGCAGCCAAGGCAUCCCGUCGCUGGGACCAGGGCCCCCGCAGUGGGCACCCCCUCAGGCGGUUCCAUGGAGACUCUGUGCCCCGCUCCCCGCCUCGCAGUACCGACGUCCCCGCGAGGGUCGCCCUGCUCUCCCACACCCCGGAAGCCGCGUCGGGGGACCCAGGAGUUCUCUCCGCUGUGCCUGCGUGCCCUUGCCUUCUGCGCCCUUGCCAAACCCCGGGCGUCCUCUCUCGGCCCGGGGCCUGGGGAGCUGGCGUCUCGGGCCCCGCUGCUGCUCGGCCCUCGCGCCCCCCAGUGCACGGGCGGCUGGGCUCCGGAUGGCCUGAAGCACCUCGCGGGACCGGCCGGGCAGUCCGGCGAGCCGAAUUCCCAGGCCGGCCAGGAUGCCGACGCCGCAGUGUGCCGGGGCCGCGGCGAGGAGGAAGAGGGCGGAGGCAGUUUCCCGCACUUCGGCGCUCGCUCCUGCGUACCUCCGGGCCGCUGCCUGGCGCCCCGGCGCCCUCGGGAAUCUCCAAUCAACUCGGCCGCGGCUCCGCCUAGGCCAGCCCCGAGUCUGGACGCCCAGGCUGGCCCCACCGCCAGUCCGCACGAAGAGCCCAGUUCUUGGCCUCCACCGCCACCUGCGGACCUCUCCACCGAGCCCGCGGAGCCCGCGGCCGCGCCGGAGCCACCCCUGCCAGGCCCGACGAACGCAGUGGAUGGAAACUCCCCGGAGACCGCCCCCGAGGCACCCGCCGGGAGCCCCUCGACGGCCGGCGGGGCUCCGGCCGCGCCCGGCGAUCUGCGCCAGGAACAUUUCGAUCGUCUGAUCCGCCGGUCGAAACUUUGGUGUUAUGCGAAGGGCUUUGCCCUCGACACUCCCAGUUUGCGCCGGGGGUCGGAGCGGCCGCCAGCGAAAGGGCCUGCUCGGGGAGCCGCCAAGAAACGCCGGCGGCCGACAUCCCCGCGCCGCAGGGCGCAGCCUCGUCGCCCUGUGCCGACGCUCCCAACCACGAGUACCUUCAGCCUCCUCGACUGCUUCCCCUGCCCCCCGGCCUUGGUGGUGGGGGAGGACGGAGACCUAGGGCCGGCGUCCUCGCUUCGCCUCCAGGGAGACGCUAAGCCUCCGCCUGCCCACCCGCUGUGGAGGUGGCAGAUCGGCGGUCCCGCCGUGCCGGAGCCCCCUGGCCUCAAAUUCUGGGGGAUCAACUUGGAGGAACCCUGAGCUCAGCCGAGCCUGAGAGCUCUUCUGCCCAGGGGAAGAAGUUGGAGCCACAGCCAAACUGCGGGCUCUGGAUUGAGCCUCGAGUCUUUCGUCUGCCUGUCUGUCCCCUUUACAUUUUAUGGUCUGAUCGGAAGGUGCUCAAAUGACAGUGAUCUUCAGCACCUAACUGGUUGGGGUGACACCCUUUCCCCCUUAUCCUUCGGAGAUGAGCCCAGUGCUGGAGUCGGGAGAAGACUUAACCGAAAAAGGCUUAAUGACGUAGAUUGCAAUCCCUCCUCUCUUCCAUCUCUUCCAUCUUUGGGGGCAGGGCCUUCACUCCAGGGGGAGCAAAGGAGGCCACCGCUCAAAGACAGAAAGAAAAAAGAGAGAGAGCGAGAGAGACCUUGGUGAUGGACAAACCGGUUGUUUCUGUGGGCAAGCCUGGGGAAGUGGGGGCUGCUUUGGUGGGGGUGGGGAGGUGAUUGGCAGCUCCCUGGGGGCAUCCCCCACCCCUCCAGACCUUUAACCCUUUACUACCCUCAGGCCUUUCCCCAGCGCUCCUGACAGCAUUGGAGUUUCCCUGGGGCAAGGGGUAGCUUGGACAAGGGGAAGAUCACCCCUUCCAGCAUUUUUCCCCUAGGUCUCCCAAGUCAGGUGACCUCUACUUGGUGAGAUCUUCACUCUCACCCACCAGCCUUUCACUUUUGUCCAGUUUUGGAGAUUCCCUCUUCAUUGUUCCCUGUUUGCUUUCAAUUUAUAAGGUCUGGUGGGUAAAAGAGGAUUUUUCAAAACUAGCCAGUACUCUUAUCAGGAGGACAGGAUUGAGGGGCUGCUUCCCUUCCAAAAGUGCAGACUUUGCCUGGAGAAGGGGCCCGGAUUGUCCCAGGGAAAGUCAUGGAAGUGUAAGGUGGGCGAAAUCAAUAAAGUCAGACCAAAGGAGUUGCCUUCCGUGGUGCUCCACGAUUUAUGCAUGGGAGGGGGUAGAGACUGGCCUGGGUCCUUUCUUUUGACACCCAAACGAAGUCCCCCUCCCCCGUAAAGGGUAGCAGUAACAAGACAAGCUGCUUUUUGUGGAGGGCAAAUGAAAGGGGCUUGGCCUACCCACAAGGGUCUAGUGGGGUUUGAAAGGAGAAAGUUGGGAUUCGGAUGGGAACAGGGCUGAGGUGCCUUCCGCUCCCCCCUCCCUCCAUCAGUUUGAGGCACUUCGGGAGUUGUCAGGGACCUGAUGGAUCAGAAGGGG